GUGGUGGUUCAGUCCGUCUCGCGCUACACUUGACGCUCCUCCCCGCGCCGCGCGCGUGCCGCAGAGCGGAAGACCGUCGCAACAAAUAAUCGGAUUUGCCUUUUUUUCGAAAUCACAUCCUCGAGCGCACGUUUUAUCAACAAGAAGGGGAUCAGCUGCAUCGGGUAUUUUAGGACAUGUGUACAUAGAGUGUCGGUCGGCUACAUUUAGUCGGCGGGUGCGCGAAUGGAGUUAUCUGUGAAGCACUGAAGUCAGUUUAUAAAUAAAUCCUGUAAAAUGGACGUGAAAGACUCGUGUUGAGGUGUUUUGGGAUGUGAUGCAUCAGCACACGGACUUCACAUGUGUUCAGAUGUGUUUCUGCUCGCAGUGGACGCGCAUGUCGACAUGGAUCGUGUUAAACGAGAGGAAUUGUGAUAACCGUCCCGAGAAAUCCGAGAACAAACUUGUCCGUUUCAUGCACAUCGAUGGAUAAACGUGAUCCGACGGCUGAUGUCAAAGCCUGACGAUCCGACAUCUUGCUCUGGAUGAAGGACCAUCACCUGCAGCUGAACCUUGCUAAAACAGAACUGCUUGUAAUCCCGGCCGACACAAAGAGUCAUCACAACUUCUCCAUUCAACUGGGCUCAUCAACCAUCACAACCAUCUGCGCUCUGCACAUGAACGACGUCUUGUGGUGCCAUCCCAAAAAGGUAUGUCAUCGAUGUUCAGCUGGAAUCAGGAGGAUUGUGAGACUUGAUUGAUAGGCUUCACCUAUGGCAGAGCAGCAGAAUACAGGUCCUUUUGUGUGAAUCUACCAUGGACCACAUGCUCUAUCAGCUGCUGGUCCUGGGUAUGGCUGCAAUGAUGACCCAUGCAUGCCCCAAAUACUGCACGUGUCAGAACUUAUCCGAGUCCCUGGGGACCUUAUGUCCAGCUAAAGGCUUGCUCUUCGUACCGCCUAAUAUUGAUCGCAGCACCGUGGAGCUCCGCUUAGGGGGAAACUACAUCCUCCGGAUAACGCAGCAAGCCUUUGCCAACAUGACGGAUUUGGUGGACCUUACGCUCUCCCGCAACACGAUAAGCUACAUCCAGCCGUUCUCCUUUGGCGACCUGGAGACCCUCCGUUCUCUCCACAUGGAUAAUAACCGUUUAGUAGAGUUGGGUCCAGAUGACCUGCGAGGGCUGGUCAGCCUACAGCAUCUCAUCCUCAACAAUAACCAAUUGGGUCGCAUCUCUGAGAGGGCGUUUGAAGAUCUCACGGCGUCGCUCGAAGAUCUGGACUUGUCCUACAACAAUCUUAAUGCCUUGCCCUGGCAUUCGGUCCGACAGAUGGUCAAAUUGCACCAGCUAAGCUUGGACCACAAUUUGUUGGAUUACAUCCCUGAGGGCACGUUUGUGGAUUUGGAGAGGCUGGCCCGCUUGGACCUCACCUCUAAUCGGCUUCAGAAACUUCCUCCAGAUCCCAUCUUUGCCAGGGCACAGGAUUCCGAAGGGAUGACCACACCGUUCGCUCCUCAACUUUCACUAAGCAUCGGAGGGAAUCCGCUUCACUGCAAUUGUGAACUGCUUUGGUUUCGGCGACUGGAGCGAGAGGAUGACCUGGAGACCUGUGCCUCUCCUCCAGGUCUGAAGGGACGCUACUUCUGGAGCAUUCGGGAGGACGAGUUUUUGUGUGAGCAGCCAUUGAUUACUCAACACACCCACAGGAUGCUGAUUCUGGAGGGGCAGACCGCCAGUCUACGGUGUGAAGCCAUUGGAGAUCCCACCCCGACCAUACAUUGGGUCGCCCCCGAUGAUCGAUUACUCGGCAACUCUUCCCGCACUGUGGUGUACCGCAAUGGCACCCUUGAGAUCCUGAUAACCACAUCGAAGGACUACGGGACCUUCACCUGCAUUGCGGCCAACCUGGCCGGUGAAUCCUCUGCUUCGGUGGAGUUGUCCAUUAUUCAGCUACCCCACAUAAGCAAUGGUACUGGACAAGCCACACAACCCAAGUCCCGCCUGUCAGACAUUACGGGCACCUCCAGGACCAGUAAAGGCACACCGAAGAGCCAACCAGAGAAGACAGUGUCUGUGUCUGAGGUGACCGCAGUCUCUGCUUUGGUCAGGUGGUCUGUCAACAAGGCGGCUCCCAAAGUAAAAAUGUACCAGCUACAGUACAACUGCUCAGACGAUGAGGUCCUCAUCUACAGGAUGAUUCCCGCCUCCAGUAAGGCAUUCCAUGUCACCAAUCUAGUGUCUGGGACCCGCUACGACCUGUGUGUGCUGGCGGUGUGGGACGACACAGCCACCACUCUCACUGCCACUAACGUGGUGGGCUGCGUGGAGUUCUACACCAGAGACGAGUACCCUCAGUGCCAGGCUCUACACGGCCAGCUGUUGGGCGGCACCAUGAUCCUGGUGGUGGGCGGAGUGAUCGUGGCCACGUUACUUGUGUUUAUCGUCAUCCUCAUGGUGCGCUUUAAAGCAGGGGCUGGCGACGAGCUCCUCACCACCAAACUGAGCGAUGUCGGUGAAACGUACUCGCAAAGCAACGGAGGGAGGCUGGGACAGAACGGGGUGCCUCUGCCGGUGCCCAAGGCUAAAGCGAGCGCACGGGACAAAGCGGCAGAAUUCAGGUGCGGCUCGCUUCAAAGCAGCUUGUCCUCUUCCUCAACAUCGUCCUCCUCAUCCUCAGGUUCGGCGGACGCCACUUCCUACAGCCCCAACAGAGCUCUCGCAAACAUCUGGAGGUCUGCGCCUCCUAAGCCCCGCGGGAACAUAGACCAGCUUCUGGGAGCCUUUACUUCUCUAGAGCUUCGCGGCCCGACCAAGGAGCCGGCUUCGUCCGGAAGCUCUGUCCCCGUGGCUGCCGCUCCCGCUGCAGCGCCCCCUACCGACAAGGAGCCUCUGUUGGGCCGGACACUGGACUCGCGGCUCAGCCGGUUGCUCAUGUUGCCGCUGGACUCUAAACCGAAGAGGAGCCACUCGUUUGACAUGGGCGACUUCACCGUGUCCACGGCGCAGCGGCUGCGCUCGUAUCCGCGCAGGGUGAGCAGCAUCUGGACUAAGCGCAGUCUGUCUGUGAAAGGGAUGUUACUGCAGUGUGAUGAGGAGGGAGAGGCCGGAGGGAGUAAAGGAACCACAGAGAGCUCCGAGUGGGUUAUGGAGAGUACUGUAUAGGCCACGUACACACUGCAGCUAAAUAAAUUAGCCAGUGACAACCGUAUUUACAUUAAACCACACAGUGAGUCCUAAUGCCGGGUUCAGACUGCACAAUAUUUUUGUUUAUUCCAUAGUUGAGGCUUGUCCACACGGGACGAUAAUCGCGCACGCUUAUCUCCUACGUUUAACGCCUCAUGACUAAACAAAGGGAGCCAAUGUGAGUGUGUACACCGACACGCAAAACGCCAGGCGUAAAAGUGUCAUUUAAAAAAAAAGCCUCAGGCUAGUUUUUUGGUUUGACGCGCCAGAUUAAAAACUGGCCGACCAAUGAGAUUGGUGCUUUUGUUCACAUGCCUGGAGCUGCUGAAGUUACAGUGAAACACGACUUGGAGGAGCUCAAGCACAAAACGGUCUUGCCGAGCACACAUUGAUACCAACGACGAAGAGGAAGUAAAUAGACGAAAGAUGCAUCAAAGCAAGAUGAAUUCUUCUUCUGUGUGACAAGCGAGUGUCAGAAGCACAAAGUUGCGCAGCGCCACCUUGUGUACCGGGGUAUUUCUGUUUUUCAUUAAGCACAAUCUACGUCAGGGAGUGAAUUUGCACGUUCACUCAUCUCAUUGCCAGUAAAAAUCGCUUGGGUAUGAACGUCGAAAAACGCUGGCGAUAAGCGCACACAAUUAUCGACCCAGUGUGGACAAGCCUAUAGUGUGUCAGAUUUUGACUCUUUAAUUCCAGUAGUGUCAUAUCUAGUAGCCCCUUGAGGAAACAUUGUAGAGGCGGGAGAAUUGUUACUAAAGCUUCAUGAUCUUUUUCCUCGAUUGCUUAAUUGCCACCAAUACCAUCAUCUCGCUUUCGUUUCGGAAUGUUUGAAAGCUACGUGAACAAGAGCUUGUGUGCUCAUCGAUCAACAUCUCCAGUGGAGAAUCAAAAAAUGAAACAUGCAAGUCUUUCUGUUGAGAUGUCAGUUGUCGUACACUAUGAAACACUAUGUGAGUUAAAUCAGUCUUGUGUCCCGACCGCCGAUGUUGUUCACGAAUCAUCACGACACCCAACGUUACAAACAGAUGGUGCCCAAAAUCAGGGGAUAUUGUGUAGUCUGAACCCAGCAUAAAGCAAACGAAACACCUAGAGAUGCACCGAUAUAUCGGCCAAUAAUCGGUAUCAGCCGAUAAAAGCAAUUUUUCAUAUUAUCGACCGAUAGUUUAAAAACAGCCGAUAAUCAGAGCCGAUAUAACCUGUCAAUCAAAAGAGGACAGGAAAAAUCCAAUGAAUUUGUGCUCUGUAUAUAGAAAAUGUUAAGAUACAUCACCAGUUUGAUGCUCGAUAUUAACAGUCAUUUUAUGAACUAAUAACAUUCAGAAAGUUAAGAGAUUCAUUUCAUCUUCAGAAUCGAUUUUGGCAGAUAUCACGCUGAAUAAUCGGUAUCGGUGGAGAAAUUUAGUAUCGGUGCAUCUCUAGAAACAACAUAUCGCUGUUGUCCUUCUGAAACCUCUUAUCUCUGUAUUGCUUGAUUUUUUUGCCACAAAUCAUUAUUAUUAUAAUUUUGUCACUGGGUUUUACAAACAUCUAGCCAAUAAAAAGUAUGUAAGUAUUAAAAAGUACAGUGUUUUUCCAUUUGCUAAAAAACACAUCUCUGAGUUUCAGAAAGACAGCGACGAUAUAUUACACAAGCAAUACAUUACAUUACAUACAUAACAAUGAGUUCUGAAUCUCUCCAUCAUAGUUUCUGCUUUUCAAUGUCAGUUAACUCACUCAUGUUAAUAAUUCUGUUCACACAGAGAAGUGCUUCUCAGUCUGGUGCUGGGGAUCAUUUUGUCUCUGAUCCAACAUCAGAUUAAAGAGAUUUACUACAAUAAAUAAGAGCGGUUGUCACAAAAAACCUGGUUGUGUGUAUGUGGCCAUCGAUUUCAUCCUGCAUGAUUCUUUUUAAAGUCUCUGGAGUCUCACGUUUAUUUUUUGCCUUGCCAUAUUCAGAACAGAUAUCUAGUCCGCAUCAGUCACAAGCUGUGGCCGGGUGUUUUGAGUGUGUGUGUGUGUGUGUGUGCAUGUGUGUGUGUCGUUUUAUGUCUGAAACACAGUUUUAAUGAAUGUGGAUGAAACUCUUGCCGUUUUUCACGGCUGCUCUGUGGAUCAAAGAACAUAAACAGGAAAUGUUUUUUCUCUCGAAUGACCAUACCAACGGUCUCCCCAAAGAACAACAUAAAUAAACACUGAAUAUCUCUGAUCUUCUUGUCCGCCGGUUUAUAUGUGAAAUGAAUUUAAAGCUUUUAUAUUUUGUAUCUUGUUGGUCAAACACUUUUAAUGUCACACUUCUUUCCAGAACUUUCUCUCCCUCACCUGCUUUUACCACCUGGUUUUCUUCUUGAGAAAUUCUGUGUAUAUUUCAAUGAAUCUUCAAAUAUUUGAAGUGGGUUGUGAUGUUCUUGUAUAUUCCUGUAUUUACAAAGAAAGACGCAUUAUUAAUGAAAAUGGGCUGAUGUGUGAAAAACGUCUGUUGUCAUUUUGAUUCAAUUAACAAUGAAAAUGAACCUUUUAAAGCGUUUUUGUGUUUGACUGUCAUCUCAGAUCCGCUUCACAUCACGUACACACUGCGCUUACAAACGGUUGUCACUUAUCAAAACACCUUUAUUAAUGUGCAACAGCAGUAAUUGUUUCACAGCAGAAGACGUAAAAUCAACAAAAUGUCCCAUUUUUUGUGAUCUGUCAUAAUAAGUAACAAAAGAUAAAUGAUACGUAUCUUAUUAACCCUAAUUUAAUUACAACGCCGAUCUAAAAAUGUUUACAACGAUGCAGAUGCCGCACACGUGAUGGAGUGAUCUGUAUGAAUUCGUCUCAAUUGCAGCGUCACUAAAGUGCCAAGCACAUAUAUGUGAAGCAAAUCCCAAUGUAUUACACGAGAUUGGGGUAAAUUGUUUUGCAGUUCUUGUAAUAAAAUGUAGGAUGACAAAAAAAAAGAUCUCCGCGGUAGAAAACAUCUGCGCUUGCCGCCUGUCAGCGCUCCAGUACUGAAACGCGCUCUCUGUCUGCUUACGCUUGAAUGCUACAAAUACACAUUAUUGUGUCAAAAUGUCCGUCUUGGCGAGUAUUUGUAUGGAUCUUAUUGGCUCUACUGUAGGUCAUAAAGUGACAGCGGCAUGCUACUGUAUCUGUGUCCUUAAUGUUUAUCAAACAACGGCAAACAAACAAAAAACAAUUUGAGCAAUUUGAAAAAAGAUCACAAAAAACAAUAAUGAAAUCCUGGUGGGACUGAAUAAAAAUAAAUGAUGCACACUUCAUCAAAGCUCAGCGGUAUGUACAUGUUUGGAGAACUUAAAGGAACAGUUCACCCAAAACAUGCCGCUAAAGGUUACACAAUGGUGCUUUGAGAUGUAAUUCUGAUCUGUUGGUUCUGGUUUUGUUUGUUUCUGCUUCUGAACUGUAGUUGUGCUUGAAAACCAGCACAAAUAAAACUGUAGAGAUAACAUCAAUAACAUCUAUUGAUGAUGCUCUCUGUGAUAUUCUGAGAGUCACACAUCUGAUCACUUUCGUAGGUGAUUUCACAUCUCACGUCACGUGAUUUGAGGGACGCUGCGGGAAGUCUUUCUUCGAGUCACGUGUGUUUUUGUUUGAUUCACGGGUGUGGCUCAGAGGAACCGUUAAUGAUUUAGUGGCUCUGUUUUCAACCUUUUUAAGUAUUAAUGAUGUGUUGAUGCAUUUUAUUCGUGUUGUUGUAUCUCAACAGAUCUUACACGGCAUUUACGUACAUUCACUCCACUGUAUUUGCUUUUAAUGUCCCUUCAUGUUCAAUUAAACCAUUUAAAUUUGAUGCAUUUGAUAAAAAACAGACAAAGCGCUAAAAAGUAUUUAUUGAACAAAAUAAUUUGGCAAAUUAAAGCAUGUCUGGGAGUAUGGGCUUAAUUACAAUAUACAAAAAAGCUCAGAGAAUAUAAAGGAAGUAGACUUUUAAAUUGUUUUUUUCUACAGCAGUCAUUCUACUGACGUUUUGCUCACGUGUUGUUUGUCAUUUUUCAAAACAUACUACAGAUUUUCAUUAAAUGAUCUUUAUGAUUUGGAAGGAUGUCAUAAAGGUUUAAAAACAAAUGAGGAUACGUUUAUUUUUGUUCAUGUUAAAUGAAAGUCGAGUAAGGUGCAUUUCAUGCAUCACAAUGUACAGUACCUUCAACAUCCUUCAUACCACAGCAGCCCCUUCAGAAAUAUUGUAUUUUUCGUUUGCCAGAACACUUUGUAAGUGAGCAGUGUUUUUCCCCAUGAAGUCCAUUAAAGAGCAGUUUGUGUUUGUUUGUUUCAUGCCUCAGGUACAGGUGUUCUCAUUCUGUGUCAUGACGGCCUGAAGGGAGCUGAUGAUAAAUGAAGCUCCGCUUCCGCUCGUGCUCUGUGAGUUUCCUCACUGUCUUAUAAAACAGGUCACAAACACUCCUCUGUUUCCCGUGUCGUGACCUGCGCUAACACCUGUGUGAUUUAUCGAGUGGACAUGCGUUCAUUAUUUUGGAGAGUUUUUAGAAACGGCUCUGGAGGAUGCAGUUGCAGAACAUGUGUGUGAAACUAAAACAGGAUGCCCGCUGUUACAGUCUUAAGUUAACACGGAGUCUGUGUUAAAGGAAUAGUUCACUAUAAAAUUAAAAUUCAUGUGUGUUGAUUUCUUCUGUUGAAAACAAAUUGAGGCUUAUGAGGAAAGCUUUCCAGGGUUCUUAUCCUUAUAAUGGACUUCAACGGGGGGCUGUUGUUUAAGGUCCAAAGCGAAAUAUUUAUGUUUAAAAAGUAUAUCAUUUUUGAGUUUUCUUGGAAAAUGACUAAUUGUUUCGCUAUAGACAACACCCUUAUUCAUCGGCUGGUGUCGUGUAGAGCCUUUUGAUGUGAUGUGGGUGAGUGAAUUUUCAUGAAAAUGUAAUUUUGUACUGAACCACUCCUUUAAGUGAAUAUAAAGAAAAUGCACUAAAUGAAUGAAAGGGUGCGUCUUAAUCAGCUCACGAGUCAAUCAUAACAUGAACGCAAAAAAGCAGGCUACUUGAUUUAAAUGAAAAAGUCUACUUUCUUUGUACUUGAAAUUACACUUAUGCUUCAUGUUCACAAGUACAUUAGGUCUGUGCUAUACGCACUCAAUCUUUUAUCUUAACUUGUCAUCGACGCGCAUGCCAAACUUCCGCAAUUUUGUUUCCUUGUGGGGUUCAGACACAAGAUACAUUAAACUUGCUGAAAAAUGAAAUAUUUGAUAAAUGUUUGAAAGUGUAUUUCUGUGGUUUAUGGAGAAAUCUGCUGUAGACACAAAUAUUAGUGAAAAAUAUUACAUUUAAGUGUAAAGCGCCGUUUGAAAUGUUGUGAUGAAACCGCUCUGCUCUACCAAACAUGGCUUUGUUGCACAUAUAAAGGCUUUAUAUUAUUUGUGCAACAAAGCCAUAUUGGGGAUUUAUUUGGUCAUUUUGUAUCCAUAUAAUGAUCCCCCUCUAGGGUGACCACCCGUUGUGCCGCACAGCAUUUUCACCCCUUGUCCCGCACGUCGCAUAUUGAGAAAAUGUGCCGCAGUUUCAUCAGUCUGUUGGUUUUUUGUUAUCAACACGUUCUUUAACCCGAAACGCACAUGAGACGCUUGUUUGCGCCAUUGAACUAUUGAACUAUCUAACAGCUCUGUGUCACGGUGCACUCCGGUGUCCAACGAGCUCAUACAAACGCAACUAUGUUUUAAAGCCUGACUUUUAUCCAGUGUAUGAGAAGAAGAAGGCAGUGAUUUCAGUCAUCAAGAGGCUGUGACGUCUGUCAGUAGAUCAUGUCAACUUGCCGAAUAAAAACUCACUAAAACAUCAAACUGUGUGGCUU
Molecule: messenger RNA, 8934 nt
Organism: Triplophysa rosa
Lineage: Eukaryota; Metazoa; Chordata; Actinopteri; Cypriniformes; Nemacheilidae
Gene: lrfn2b
Product: leucine rich repeat and fibronectin type III domain containing 2b
Exons: 5
Coding region: 796-3141 (781 amino acids)
Cellular component (GO): cell surface; postsynaptic density membrane
Molecular function (GO): protein binding
Source: RefSeq, a predicted model, not a curated record